CAAAACCAAAACCAAAAACCGUAACACUCCACCUCCACCUCCUCCUCUUCUUCCUCGCCCCUUCUCUACAUACAGAAAGAAAAAGAAACAGAAACAGAAACUUCAUCGUCUCUCUCUUUCUUCCCCCAAUUCUCUCAACCCAAACCCCAAUGGCCAAGAAGCGCAAGUCCGACGCCUCCCGGCUCGACGAGGUAGAUCGCUCCAUCUACACCUCUUUCUGCAGCACCGCCAACUCCCUCUCCCAGCUCUACACCCAGUCCAUGAACCAACAAAAGCUCUCCUUUCAAGCCGGCGAGCGUCACGGCCUGGAGAAACUUUAUAACUGGAUUGUGAGACAGCAAGAAGAUGGACCAAGAGUGAAUACAGUUGAUAUAGUCACAUACCUACAGAAUGAGCUUGACUAUGGGAUAGAAGAUGCACCUAUGUCCCCCAGGCUGCCAUUCCAGCACCAACUUCCUCAAACAGCAAUGCAUUCGACAAACACUGGCUUCUCAGUUUCUUCUAGCUCAUUUGGUCAAUUAACUGCUGGACAGGGGCUUCGGGGGCAUUCAGAUCAUCAACCCAAGAACUCUGUUUUCUCUAAUGCUCUUUCAAGUCCAGUGCGUCGCGGCCUUCAGCAGUAUCACAUGCCACCAACUGGUUUCAGUUCAAGCAACAUUAUGCCAUCUGGAAACGUAGUUCAAAGUCAUGAAAGUAUUUACCCUCCUCAUCAAGUGACCAGUGUCCCCGGCUCUACUGAUUCCAUGGACAUUCAUACGGACAGCCCUGGACGGGAAACUUCUUACUGAAGUCUUUGCCGGCCUCACCUCCUAAAGUUAAAAAGACACCGAAAGACAGCGUCUCCCUACAAAAUAUGUAUGCUGGGGCCAUGCUUCUUGUUCAGCCAUGGAAGAUGAAAGUGUGAGGAGCAAUGAAUAAUUCUUUCUCCUUUUACUCAUCAAUUCGCAAGCAAUGUUAGGGUUCUCAUUGAAGACAUGAUAUAUUAGGGGGCAUGUUUUUGUUUUCUUGGGCUUAUAGUUGUUAGCCUUUAGUUUGCCAUGACUUCUGGGUGUGUCCUGGUUCUGGUUCUGGUUCUGGUUAUCCUACCAUAAGCUCUUCUCUAUUGCUUACAUAUUUCUUGGUUCUCUUUGGUGAUAGUUCAUAUAUUUAUGUAUAUAUUCAUGCAUAUAUUUAAGGACCUUACUCCCCCUUCUUGAAA
Messenger RNA from Diospyros lotus (date-plum), 1198 nucleotides. RefSeq lists its product as uncharacterized. Lineage: Eukaryota; Viridiplantae; Streptophyta; Magnoliopsida; Ericales; Ebenaceae. Bases 150 to 788 code for a protein of 212 amino acids. The record is from RefSeq and is a predicted model, not a curated record. The transcript has 3 exons.